AUGCAAAAACGCACGGACUGGUAUGUCUCUGUCUACCUGAACCCCCCAGGGUCGACGGUGAUGAUUGAUGAGUUGGCAAUCCCAAUUCUGCAUGUCUGCAUGAUGUCGCUUGUACGGAGGGCGGCCGAAAAGCGUCAGCAAGAACCAGGCAAUGGUGGAUGCGCAGGUGGAGUGCGCGUCUUAGAUCUUGCAGCUACGCGUCACCCCUGUCUAUCCGCUUGUGCGCGAAGUUCGGCAGCGGACCUCAAGGGUCUCCAGGGUCGCCAGGGUCUCUGUGAAGUUAACAACCACAAGAAAGGGGAAAAAAAAGUAAACACAAACGCACAUAAAAUUUUAAAACCCCGUUUCAUCACGAAACGGCGGCUCUUCUCGCGGCUCAACCAACAUAUCCAAUGCCAGCUCAGCCGUUUUGGCGUACAGAAAGCCUACUUUCAUCCACCUCUUCCUUUAGGGACCUUCUCCGAUGGAAACACAGCCUUCACAAUGAGAUCAUGGCUAGUUGGCCCACACUACAGGGACGCGAGCAGGGAUCCCAUGCCCGGAAUGGAAUGGCCCGCAUUUAUCUCCCGCAACAAUAUCAAUCUUGCUCACAGGUCGAUACGCACAGGAUCUAGGCAAGACAUUGAGGGUUGUGUAGUUCUCUUGACGCAGCCCAUCUAUCAAUAUGCAACAGGGGCUGAUCCCUCCACGUCAAUGUUGAACGUCCCUGCUUCCGCGCAGGAACUAGGUAUGUACUCUAUCAAAGAUUUUGGAGCGCGAAGCGCGAGGCGGCUCAAUUCUGAGCUGCUUCCGGGAAUAGCAACAUGCAGUACUCUACCAGAGACAAGUCAAUACUCGCGAAGCAGGCUAUUCUACACUAGCUAUAUGACCAAGAGUGCAGUCAUUGUGCUAGGGCACUUUGCAUCAAUUCAUCAACCUCAUAUUAAAACGAACAACUCAUCACUUUCCCAGACACCCUAUUCGAGACUUGAACCCUCCUCCUCUCCAUACUCCAUCCUCCGGCAGGCGGGGCAGAAAACCAGGAAAUCAGACGAACCAACGUCCGGAUGA
This is a messenger RNA of Morchella sextelata, 1050 nucleotides long. RefSeq lists its product as uncharacterized. The record is from RefSeq and is a predicted model, not a curated record. Bases 1 to 1050 code for a protein of 349 amino acids. The transcript has 13 exons. Lineage: Eukaryota; Fungi; Ascomycota; Pezizomycetes; Pezizales; Morchellaceae.